AUGAGAGGGAUACUGUGUAGGCAUAUUUUGGCUGCAUUCAAAGCUAAUGGUAUAAAGUCAUUGCCAAACCAGUACAUUUUAGAUCGAUGGAGGAAGGACAUCAAGAGGAGAUACACGUUGAUCCGAAGUAGCUACGAUGCAGGGGAUCAGAUUGCAAAUGGUAAUAGACACACAAUCCUGUUGAAUUUGUGUUAUGAGAUGAUAGAUUAUGCGGUGGAUUCAGAUGAGCAAUUUGAAGAUGCAAAGAAAAGGAUUGAGGAGAUGACUGUUACAUAUCGUCAGAACCAGCGUCCCGUAUCUACUACCCAAACAGGUUUGGAAUCUGGAUGUACGACAAGUGAGACUGCAGUUGGUGGGUCCCAACAAGUAAAGAGUCCACUUAUUGUCAGAGGGAAAGGAAGACCCCCAUCUCUUAGAAGAGCAUCUAGGAUGGAGAUAGACAUGAGGAAGCUUAAAGCCAAACAGAAGAAAAUGCAAGUUGGAGGAAAGCGCAAACAGGUGCGUCGAUUUGACCUAUUUUGGGUGCAACAAUAA
This is a messenger RNA of Carya illinoinensis, 534 nucleotides long. RefSeq names its product protein FAR1-RELATED SEQUENCE 3-like. Bases 1 to 534 code for a protein of 177 amino acids. The record is from RefSeq and is a predicted model, not a curated record. The transcript is spliced from 2 exons. Lineage: Eukaryota; Viridiplantae; Streptophyta; Magnoliopsida; Fagales; Juglandaceae.